Messenger RNA from Pelmatolapia mariae (spotted tilapia), 2580 nucleotides. RefSeq names its product fibronectin type III domain containing 7a (gene fndc7a). The coding region runs from base 67 to 2478 and encodes 803 amino acids. Lineage: Eukaryota; Metazoa; Chordata; Actinopteri; Cichliformes; Cichlidae. Gene Ontology annotation, molecular function: protein binding. The transcript has 14 exons. The record is from RefSeq and is a predicted model, not a curated record.
AAAUUGAACCUCCCCCACCCUCAUUCAGAUCUGGCGUUUGGAACUAUUUUGGUCUUCAUGUGAAGUAUGACCCUGAAGAUAUGCUUGGCUCAAAACGACAUCAGGUUGUCAGUGUUCACGGUGACAUCAAAGAGCAUGACAGUGCAGUGGAGCGGCCACACUGGUGCCAGCUCCUACAAGAUCACAGCAACCCCCAAGAACUCCCCGGAAAGACCCGUCUUUGCUCAGUUCGGUGGCAACACAGUCAUGGGCUCAGUUAACUCCCUGUCACCAAACACAGUGUACACCAUGCAGUUAGAAGCUAUGGACAAUAAUCUCAGAGUGCUCAGCAGUGCAAAGACUGAGGAGACGACAGCCCCUGAUGUACCCAGGAUUGGGCAAGCCUACUCCAAAAACAGCGACAGCAUCACUGUUGAGUUCACAGAGGUAUCUGGGGCGACCAGCUACAUCCUGAGGGCAGAGUCAAAGACAGGUGAUUUCUUCAAGGAGAGCACUGUGAGCAGCUCUCCAGGUACCAUGGUGGAACUCCAGCCAUACACAGACUACGUCCUCAGCGUCAUGUCCGUCAACUUAGGUGGGCGAAGCCAGCCAUCCUACCCCACAGAGGCCAGGACAGUUGUAAUGGCUCCCAACUUGAACACAUCCUCUCCUACUAAUGGCACCAUCCUUGUGACCUGGGACCCAGUGAAGGAUGCCGUCCUCUACACACUGGUCAUCAUCCGAGAGGGAUCCAACACCCGCCUCAAACUCAACACCACUGACACCACGGUGAAGUUUGAUAACCUUGAACCAGGAACUACAUACUGUAUUAAGGGCACGGCAUGGGACUCUGAGGGUCGCACUGGUGAUGAUGUCACUGUCUGUCAAAUUACACGUCCUGAGAGCCCAGAUGUGACUCACGUUCAGGUGACUCCAGGACGGGCUCUUGGGAUUGUUGUAUUCUGGUCGCAAGUGAGGGGUGCUAAUCUCUACUUUGUCUGGACCUCUAAUGGCCAAAACUGUUCCACAGAAAACAGUUACUGUUACAUUAAUCCUGCGGAUUGUGGACAAAACCACUCAGUCUAUGUCAUAGCCUAUAACGAUGCUGGACCCAGCAGCCCCUCUCAACCGGCUAACUACAUAACAUACCCAUGUCCACCAGAGAACAUCUGGGUGGAGGAGCCCAGAGCAGGUAACUGCUCCGUGAUGUGGGACGGAGUGCCACUGGUGGAGUACUACAUGGCGUUCAUAAAGCGGGAUGAUGGAAUGGAGACGUUCUGUAACACCAGUUUAACUACCUGCCCAUUUUCCUGCAUGUGUGGCUACACCUACCUCACCACCGUAUUCCCCUACAACCAGGCCGGCUCCAGCCCUUAUGGACAUGUCCGCAACUACACUACCAUCCCUUGUUGCCCACAGGAUGUUAUGAUAAAGCUGGUUUCUACGGAGACCCUGGAAAUCAUGUGGACACCAGUCAAAGGAGCUGAACUGUAUGAGACGACAGCAGCGCAGACUAAAGACGUCAUCCACUGCAACGACACAGCACCAGUGUGUGCGCUCUCAGAUUUGAGUUGCAACACAGCUUAUUCUGUGACUGUGACACCUUGCAGCGAUUUACGAGGAUGCAACCGCACCUGCAAGCCGCAAACACAUGAGACAGCUCCCUGCACUCCAGAGAUCCUGAAUAUGACUCAGACCAACAGUUCCACAUACAGAAUCCUCUUCACCACACCCAACACCCCCAACACAAAUUAUACCAUCACUGCCACUGGACGCUAUGACAGACAAAGCUGCCAGUCGACGAACAGCUCCUGUGUGCUCACGCAACUGCCCUGCGGCUCGGUCUACGAGGUUACAGCAGUGGCCACAACAGCUGUGGGGAAAAGUCUGCCAGGAUUCAGUAAAACUUUGGAAACAGGCCCUUGCUGCCCCAUGUCUGUGAACGUGACCCAGGUCACCCAGGCUAUGACCAAUGUGACCUGGUCACCUAGCACUGGAGCUCGCUCAUUCAUUACCUCCCUGACAUCACCACGAGGGUAUGCCAAAUGCCACACUCUAGACACCCACUGCCUGAUGGGGUGCAUCACCUGUGGAACCAACUACAGCGUCAACCUGGAAGCAAUCAGCAGCACAGGACAGAAGUCAGAGUGCAAAUAUCGUGGAUUCUCUUCCAGUGCCUGCUGUCCAACGGGCGUCAAGCUCUAUCGCAGGACCAACAACACCCUGAGGGUAUACUGGCGUUCGCUCGGCCCUCAGAUCUAUAAUCACACAGUGGAGCUGUAUGGCACCGGAGCAAACUACACCUGUAUGGCAGCUGCAGGCAGCAUGUACUGUGACAUCCAGGAGGAAACAUGUGGGGAUGUCUACACAGUGGUGGCGGCACCUGUGGAAAAGUACGGGAGCAAAGUCACCUUCUGCCAGCCCAGGACGUACUCAGUUCCUUGCCCUGGAAGUAACGCUGGCAUGGUAAUUUCUCGUGCGAGACGAAGUGUGAAUUAACUGUGUGUGAACACCCCGACCACCAACACAGCAACAAGGACAGAGGACGAUGUUUACACCAGUGAUAACUGUGAAGACUCCGUAUACCACGAUGACACUGAG